Molecule: messenger RNA, 387 nt
Organism: Dinoponera quadriceps
Lineage: Eukaryota; Metazoa; Arthropoda; Insecta; Hymenoptera; Formicidae
Product: endocuticle structural glycoprotein SgAbd-1-like
Exons: 2
Coding region: 1-387 (128 amino acids)
Cellular component (GO): chitin-based extracellular matrix
Molecular function (GO): structural constituent of chitin-based larval cuticle
Source: RefSeq, a predicted model, not a curated record
AUGAAAUUCCUCAUCGUAUCCCUUGCUCUGGUCGCCGUCGUGGUGGCCCAACAGCGCCAGCCGCCUCUGGCCAUCCUGAGGCAGGCGCAGGACCUCUCGCCCGAGGGAACCUACAGCUACCAGUAUGAGACCGAGAACGGCAUCGCCGCUUCCGAGUCGGGCUCGCCGCAGCCCGUAGGACCCAAAGGUGAACCCGCAGUGGUCGCCCAAGGUCAAUACCAGUACACCGCCCCCGACGGCACCCCCAUCGCCGUCAGCUAUGUCGCCGACGAGAACGGUUUCCGCGCUCAAGGCGAUCACCUGCCGGUCGGUCCCGCCGUACCCGAACAGAUCCAGAGGGCCGUCGAGUACGUGUUAGCCCACCCGCAACCCGAGUACCAGCAAUAG